AUGGGAUCGCAGGCAAGCCGCCCAGACUGCCAGAGCCCCCGUGACGGCCACGGCUCCCCUCCCCUUCUUUGCCCUGAGGGUUGGACUGCAGACAGGGUACUGGUCUCCGACAGGGUGCCAGAUUCAGGGGACAGUGUUGGAUUAGCGGCCGGCAUUGCACAGGCCAGGGCUAGAAGGGAUUACUCCGCCCUGAAGUCUCUCUUGAGGCAGGUCGCGGAGAGCAAUUACAAGUUGCGCCGCCGCUGGCAGACUGCUCGGACAGUUCCAGUCAGCCACGCCCAGUGCAUGGAAUUCGCAGGUAAAGGCCAUAACUCACCGAAUCUUUCUUUCUCCACGAUGUCCACAGCAGAUGCACUGCUGCACUUCGGAAGACAGAGAGGUGCCGUGGUGUGCGGGCUGAACUUUGCCAAUGGUGAGACCGCUGGAGGGGGAUACAAGAAGGGAGCUACAGCGCAGGAGGAGGACCUGUGCAGGCGAGUCCCAACGCUUUACUCCGCUUUGUUCCAGGCCGAGAAGGCUGGCCUUUACCCUUUCGGGCCUUCGACCUGUUGGUUUGGAUGCAGGCCCGAGAAGUACGCGGAUGUCUUAUAUACUUCUGAUUUGGUGGUCGCGCGAGAAGGUGAAGAGGGUGGCUUUGCACUGCUCCCAGAGCACCGGCAGGCCCGGGUGUCUCUGGUGUCAGCGGCGGCGCCAAACGUGAAGUUCAAGAGCGAGGUGAGCAACCCUGCCUUGAUAUACAGGGCCAUCCAAAGUAUUUUCAUUGCACCUGUGAUGAUUGAGCCGCACGUGAACACUCUUGUUCUCGGUGCCUGGGGUUGUGGAGCUUUCGGAGGUGAUCCUGCACAGAUCAGCGACAUGUUCACACAGGCACUCGUUCACGACAACCUUGGGCAUCCGUACAGAGAAGUUCAUUUUGCAAUCCCGCCUGGCAAGAAUUGCGACGUCUUCCUGGAGCACUUCCGCAGGCACAAGCUGAAGGUGCGGAUACUGAAGUGA
Prorocentrum cordatum is the source of this 996-nucleotide messenger RNA. NCBI's taxonomy places the organism in Eukaryota, Dinophyceae, Prorocentrales, Prorocentraceae. The record is from the annotation of a GenBank genome assembly.